Xenia sp. Carnegie-2017 is the source of this 5485-nucleotide messenger RNA. Its product is annotated as ubiquitin carboxyl-terminal hydrolase 32-like. Gene Ontology annotation, molecular function: cysteine-type deubiquitinase activity; calcium ion binding. Lineage: Eukaryota; Metazoa; Cnidaria; Anthozoa; Malacalcyonacea; Xeniidae. Gene Ontology annotation, biological process: protein deubiquitination. The record is from RefSeq and is a predicted model, not a curated record. The transcript has 36 exons. Gene Ontology annotation, cellular component: Golgi apparatus. Bases 141 to 5153 code for a protein of 1670 amino acids.
ACUCACAUGACGUUGAAUGAAAUUAAAAACAUGUCGAAGCAGCCAAGUGUAGUCUUUUUAUGAAUGAAAAUUUGUUUUCUCCAUGUUAAUUACUCUUCUUUCGUUGUAAAGAUGCCUUGAGUGCAAAAAUAAACAAAGAAAUGGGUGUAAAAGAGUCAAAAAUCAGCUUUUUUCCUUUCGAGGAGGUACAUAAACGAGUCAAAGACGAUGAAUUGAAAAGACUACGUCUAGCUUUUAAACGGAUUGCCGGUGCUAGUGGUGUAAUGAGCAAAACAUUGUUUAUUCGUGAAGUUCUCGGUGAUGCAGUGCCUAUAAAGUUGGCCGAGCAAAUGUAUGUUGCAUUUGGAGGAGCUAGCAAAGGUAUUGGUUUUAAAGACUUAAUAUCUGGCCUGGCUUUGCUAACAAGAGGGUCACUAAUGGAUAAACUAAGAUUAAUCUUUGAGAUCUACUCCACUGAUGGCAAUUAUAUCUAUCAAAAUGAUAUGGAAAGUCUUUUACUUACUACAGAAGGAGGACAUGUUCCACAAACAAUAAAAGAAUUGUUUGUUUUGAGUGAAAAGGUUUCUUCAUCAGAUUUCUGUGAUUGGUUAAGAAGAAAUCCUGACGCCAUCACUCUUUCGCAAUGGUUAAUUAAACAAGGCAAUACACUACAGCUGACUGACUAUGGGGAGACACCGACAUUUUAUCAAACAUUGGCAAAAUUUACAGGAUUACGUGAAACGGACAUCAUUGAACUGGAAAAGCGGUACUGGUAUUUAAAAACUGGAACGAGAACCGGAAAAUUUGAUUUAGAAACUUUCACUCCACAUUUAUCUACUUGUGUGUCUGACUGGCUGGCGACAGCGUUUUUCAAUGCGUUUGACGAAAAUCAAGAUGGACAUAUUGAUUUUCGCGAGUUGGCCCGUGGAGUCGCGACCUGUUGUCGUGGCCCCAUUGCCCAAAGGAUAGCAUUUACGUUUAAUGUAUUUGACGAGGAUCGAGAUGGGCUUCUCUCUCAGGACGAAAUUACCAACAUGAUUACAGCUUUGAUUCGACUCAAGCUGGAAAACAUUCCUGAUUCGUCGAAGGAUAACACAGAUAACGCUGCUGCUGAUGUUAAAGUUUUGAUUGAUGAAAUAAUGAAUGACUAUGAUGCAGAUAAGGAUGGCUUUGUAACGCCAGAAGAAUACAAAAAGUGGGCGACAUCCCAUUCGCUGGCUCGUCUACUUUUGGAUAUUUUGUUUCAGGUGUGUCACGUUGUAUUUGGACUUCGACCUGCAACAAGGAAGGACGAAUAUCAGGUUAUAUGGGGAUGGUUGGAUCGAGAGAAUGUGCGUGGUUUGCAACCAGGCAAAACCUGGUAUCUUAUUUCUAUGACUUGGUGGAUGAAAUGGAAAGAUUUUAUUGGAAACCAAAAAUCGGUUGUUGCUCGUAGUUUGUCCACCAGUGAAUUGGAAAGGAAUGGAGUAGUGUUAUCGGGACAGAUAAAUUUAAAAUGUAAUGGAUUAGAGGCAACAGAUAUUUCCGCACGUAAAGUAAAGACUCCAAGACGAUUAUCUCAGCCUAAUCAAGGUGUCACAUCGACGUUAAAAGUGAACGGAAUAGACGCGUCGAGACCAGGCUCCAUUGACAAUUCAAAUCUUAUUGAAGCUGAUCCUCGUAAGAUUCAGUCAUUGACUGCCGAUGGCGGUAAAUUAAAGUGCUCGUUACCUUUGGUUCAAGGAAGAGAUUUUGAAAUUGUUCCUGAGCUUAUUUGGAGGACGUUAGUUCAGUGGUACACUGGUUCACCUGCUUUGCCAAGAAAUGUUAUAAUCUCUUCCGAUGGAGAACCAUCACCUACAUUAGAACUCUUUCCUAGAGUCCUAAAACUCUAUCGUCACAGUAACAUGUCUACAAAAAGUGGCUUCUCGACCUGGUCAGGCAUUCAUCUUGGCUUGAGCGGUUUUAAUGUUGCUCAGGCAGGAAGUGGCGGGAUUUCCCCUCAUGUGGUCACACCGAGACGACAGUUUAGUUACACGGCUACUUUUAGUAGAAUGAACACUCUGCAACAGGUGUUCGACUUUGUUUGUCAAAGGCUUCGUUUCAGAUGUGAAGAUGUUCGACUGUGGAACAUGGCGGACGAGAACAAUCUUCAACUUUUGGACGAAGAUCAGUUCUCGCAAACACUUGAAUCACUUGGAAUUGUUGAUGAACAUCCAAUAUUAAUUGAAGUUCGUAAUCGUGACAUGAGUUGGCCUGAAGAAAUGACAUCUAUGGCUUUAAAUAAAGCAAUACGUGACAAAAGACCACAUGGUAAAGGUAUGACAGGUCUAAGUAAUUUGGGAAACACUUGUUUUAUGAAUUCAGCCAUUCAAUGUAUGAGUAACACUGUACCAUUGACAAGUUACUUCACCGAAGGAUAUCAUAUGUACGAAUUGAACAAAUCCAAUCCACUCGGCAUGAAAGGUAAUAUUGCGUUGCGUUAUGGCGAGGUUGUUCAAGAUCUUUGGAGUACAAACUAUCGUUCAAUUGCUCCUCUAAAGUUAAGAUGGACUAUUGGUCGUUAUGCUCCUCGAUUUAAUGGUUUCCAGCAACAAGACUCACAGGAAUUUCUGGCAUUUCUUCUGGAUGGCUUGCACGAAGAUCUUAACAGAGUUCAGAGUAAACCAUAUGUUGAGUUAAAGGAUAGCGACGGAAGACCAGAUGAAGAUGUUGCUCAUGAGGCGUGGGACAACCAUUUAAAGAGAAAUAAGUCGAUUGUUGUUGAUCUUUUUCAAGGUCAGUUGAGAAGUUGUGUUCGUUGUUUGAAAUGUGACCACGUCAGCGUUCGUUUUGAUCCAUACACAUUUUUAUCAUUACCUAUUCCUAUGGAUAAUUCUAUUUACGUCGAAUGCAUUGUUGUUACUCUCGAUGGCAGUGUUCCCGUGAAGUACGGCUUGUUGUUAAACAAAGAAGAUACAUACAAGACGUUGAAAAAAGAGUUAGCCAGACUUUGCUCUUCGACGCCCUCUCAGCUUUUAAUGGCCGAAUUACUGGGAGCCGUCAUCAAGGGACUUCCUUUGGAUAAUCAAAAAGUGCGGUGUAGCCUAUCGGGAAUGAUGUACGCCUUUGAGAUCCCACUGCCUUCUACCAUUGAGGAAGAUAACCGUCCACCAAGUGUCGAUGCUGUUAGUAUUGGAGAAGCAACUAGUGAAGAGAUGACUGUAGACGAUGAUACGCAAUCAUUGCAUUGUCCAGAGACGAAUAAUGAAGAGACACGCGUUUCUUCGACUGCUAUGUUAUGUAACGAAUCUAGUGAUACUCAAUGCGUUCGAAGUGUCAGUCAAAGCAGCUCUGAGAGAAAUCACGGUGGAUCAUUAAAAAUUCCAUGUAUUAGCAGGCAGACAUCUGAUGAAGGCUUGGACAUCGAUACGGUUACGUCCGGAAAAAGCAAUGCUGGUUUUUUGAAACAAUUCAGUCCGAGGUUUCUACGAAGCAUACCGAAUAAAAAGAACUCUUCUUCAUUUAGUGAUGGACUUGGUAGUCAUUUAAGCAUUGAAAGCUCAAAAAAUUCUUAUGCUCAAGCCCACGUCAAAUCAGCGAAUUCUUCAGUUUCAAAUGUUGCAUCUAGCUCCAUUACUGUCGCACAUUCUGCUUCAUCACAAGUAUCUAAAAGGUCAAGUCGGACUUCUUAUCUCAUCGGUUUUCAUCGAAAACUGAUGAGAUUAGAUGUGUACUUCAUCGCUCCACAGAAGAAUCGUCGAAGUUUGUUUGGAUAUCCACUCAUUAUACCGUGUUGUCCGAAUACAAAGAAUAGCGAGUUGUAUUCAAGCGUCUGGCGGCAGAUAUCUCGUUAUGUUAGCGCACAUCCGCCAGGAGACGAUUCAUUGUCAAACAGUGAGCAAGGCUAUCCAUUUCAAUUGAAAAUCGUGGAUGAAAACGGUCUUGUCUGUGCUCAAUGCUGUUGGUUUAAGUUUUGUCGCGGUUGCACCAUCGAAUGUGAUGAUAAAGAAUUUAAUUUUGAUUGUCAUUACGUUGCCAUUGAAUGGGAGCCUACAACUUUACAUUUACGUUACCAAUCUUCUCAGGAAAAGGUUUUUACUGAACAUGAAAGUGUUGCAGAAAGUCGUCGUCUUCAAACUGAACCCAUCGACCUUUACGAGUGUUUCAAAGCAUUCACAAAGGAAGAAGAACUCGGAGAAGAUGAAAUGUGGUAUUGCUCAAAAUGUAAGAAGCAUCAAAUGGCCUGUAAGAAAUUAGACAUAUGGAGUCUUCCCCCUAUUCUGAUUAUUCAUCUUAAACGAUUCCAGUUUAUGAAUGGUCGUUGGGUAAAGUCGAACAAGAUCGUUAAUUUUCCUAUGGAAUACUUCGAUCCAUCUGAGUUUGUUGUCAAACGUUCAGCGGAAGAUGCAAAAUGUGUGAAAACAGUUAACGUACAAACAGCUGUUGAUAAUAAUCUAGAAAAUACUGGAGAAGAUUCUCAUCAAGAGGCUGAUAACAUGAUUUUGGACCAGGAUCUUGUCGACUUCGAGAUGCAACAAAAGAGUUCCAAUGAUUCAGGCUUAACUUCAAGCACUUCAAGUACAGAAUCGUCCAUCGAAAAUGAAGAUAGCUCUGGUUGUCUUUAUGAGAAUGGAAGGCAUCGUGAAAAAAGGUCGAAAAAACAUGAGUUGAAGGAAACGAGAGGUGAAAGUACUGACGAUGACAUGCAAUGCGACAGGUCUCUAAAGAAUAAUGAUGAAUCAAAUGGUAUUGAUCUCUCGUUAUCUAACGACAUUUCCAAGAUAUCUGAUGUGAGGCUAUCUAAGCGAGGUUCCAUAGUGAACUCGUUACCUUCAAGUGGAGCUUCAAGUACAAUGAGUGAUGUCAACUGUAUUGAUAAACAGUUGUCAAUUGUUACAAAUAUGGAAACUUACACUUCGUCAAUGCUUUAUAAUCUCUACACGAUUUCGAGUCACACGGGUGUUAUGGGAGGUGGUCAUUACGUUUCGUUUGCGAAGAAUCCAGACUCUGGAUGGUAUUGUUUUAAUGACAGUAGUUGUAAGGAAACAACAGCAGAAAGAGUUUCCAGAGAGUCCCCAUAUUUAUUGUUUUAUGAGCGCGUUGGUGUUCGUGAGGAAAAUUUUAAACCAGACAUUUAUGAUCGCAAUCAAGAGUCGCCAAAAGACGAUGAUGAAAUUGAGAAAGAAAUGAAGAAAGCUUGCGUUCUGCAAUAAAUUAGAUGAUGACGCUUUAUACCUCAAGAAAGUCGUUAUUAGCGUUGUCUCCAACGUGAACGGUUCAUUUCCGCUGAGCAAAAAGCUUGUCAGGCUUAUUGUAGCCCAACUUAAAUGAUUCCCCAUUCACAUUUGCCGCGAACCACGUUCCUAACUACAAAUUUAAUAUUUAUUUUGUGCCGAGUUGCAAUGAUGUCUAACAAUUUUUAAAUUGAUUUUGGGGCAAAAUUAAUGAAUUCAUUAUGCAUGAACUACAUCAAGCAAUUUUUGUAUUAAGACCUUUCUUAUCGUAAAGGUGUUUUCUAUCAUUCAAUUUCAAUGCCCGAAUGGUG